AAAGGCCCCCCUUGUACGAGUGUCCGCCCCGGGCCAGGGACCUGGCCUGUGGUGUGACACUUUGUCCCCCGCACGGCAGUUAGGAGCGUCGUUGUGGCCACUUCACGGAGGAGGAAACCGGGGGGCGGCGGGGGGGUCACGCCGACCCCCCCGGGUUCUUGAAACUAAACGUCCAAGCGGGGCUGAGCCCGGGUCUCUCUGACCUCAGAGCUUAGGGUCUUGCAGGGCGCCCUGCCCUUCAGUGGCCACCGCAGGGAAUUUCCAAUCUGCCUCUUCACCCCGUGACUUGACAUAAACGUGGUAUUCAUCCUGGUGCUGAGGGCGUGGAGGUGACUUGGAGGCCAGCUGGGGAGCGGGGGCUGAUGCAACGACCUGCCAAUAUUUCCUUUCUGAAAAGGGUUUCGUUGGUCCCCACCCAGCCAUCUCCGAUUGGACAGUCUCAGCGGGGAUGCUGGACGGGAGGCUGUAGUGCUGCUGAGAACCUGGGUGAUUUCUAAGAAACGCCUAGAUGCAAGUUGCCGCAUGGGGGGCGGGACAGGAAACAAAGGGGAAGAAAGUUUCCUUUUAAGGAAACCUUUAAGAGAAAGGGAAAGCCUAUUAAAGAAGACUACUGGCUGCACAGGGCAAUCUGAGCUACUGGAGGCCAGAGUGACCAGUGGGCUGCGGUCUCUCCGGGAGCUGGGAAAGCACGGGUCUUGUUGAUCUCUCCUCUCCGCAACAAUUUUGUCUGGACCACUGAGCACAUCUUCGGGCAGAUACCCUAGGAAGCCAGCCCCGAGGUUCUGGAAAAUGGCGAAUGUGCCGGAUGGCGUGCAGGGCCGUGGCUCCCCGCUGGAGCUGUUCAACAGCAUAGCCUCCCAGGAGGAUGUCGUGAGGUCCCUCAAAGCCACAAAUACGUCACAGGAGGAAAUCGACUCUGCAAUGAAAAUGCUGUUAUCAUUAAAAACGAGCUACAAAGCCGCCACAGGGGAGGAGUACAAGGCCGUCUGCCCUCCAGGGCACCCGGCACCUGCGGGUGAUGGCCCGGGGGCCACAGAGGCCGAAGAGGAUUUUGUGGACCCGUGGACGGUACAGACCAGCAGUGCAAAGGGCGUUGACUAUGACAAGCUCAUUGUUCGGUUCGGAAGCAGUAAAAUUGACAAGGAGCUGAUAAACCGAAUAGAGAGCGCCAUUGGCCAGAGACCCCACCGCUUCCUGCGCAGAGGCAUCUUCUUCUCACACAGGGACAUGAAUCAAGUUCUCGAUGCCUAUGAAAACAAGAAGCCAUUUUACCUGUACACGGGCAGGGGCCCCUCCUCCGAAGCCAUGCACGUCGGCCAUCUCAUCCCGUUCAUCUUCACCAAGUGGCUGCAGGAUGUGUUCAAUGUACCCUUGGUCAUCCAGAUGACGGAUGACGAGAAGUACCUGUGGAAGGACGGUCUGACCCUCGACGACACCCACAGCUAUGCCAUUGAGAACGCUAAGGACAUCAUCGCCUGUGGCUUUGACAUCAAAAAAACUUUCAUAUUCUCUGACCUGGACUAUAUGGGGUCGAGCUCAGACUUCUACAGGAAUGUGGUGAAGAUCCAAAAGCACGUCACCUUCAACCAGGUGAAGGGCAUUUUCGGCUUCACGGACAGUGACAGCAUUGGGAAAAUCAGCUUUCCUGCCAUCCAGGCGGCGCCCUCCUUCAGCAACUCGUUCCCUCAGAUCUUCCAGGGCAGGACGGACAUCCAGUGCCUCAUCCCUUGCGCCAUCGACCAGGAUCCUUACUUUAGAAUGACCAGAGACGUGGCUCCCAGGAUCGGCUACCCUAAGCCAGCCCUGCUGCACUCCACCUUCUUCCCCGCCCUGCAGGGCGCCCAGACCAAAAUGAGUGCCAGCGACCCCAACUCCUCCAUCUUCCUCACAGACACAGCCAAGCAGAUCAAGACAAAGGUCAACAAGCACGCGUUUUCUGGAGGGAGGGACACUGUCGAGGAGCACAGGCAGUUUGGGGGCAACUGCGACGUGGACGUGUCCUUCAUGUACCUGACCUUCUUCCUGGAGGAUGACGACAAGCUGGAGCAGAUCAGGAAGGACUACACCAGCGGGGCCAUGCUCACCGGGGAGCUCAAGAAUACGCUGGUGGAGGUGUUGCAGCCCCUGAUUGCCGAGCACCAGGCCCGGCGCCAGGCCGUCACGGACGACAUCAUCAGGGAGUUCAUGACCCCCCGGAAGCUGUCCUAUCACUUCCAGUGAUGGCCGCCGCGCGAGCCUGCAGGGCCCCCGGCCCCGCCCCGCGCCACCACCGUCCCCCGUGCUGUGGGUCUCGCGUCUGCACCCCUCUGUGUGUCGAUGCCGUCCUGCCCGUCAUCCUCCCUGUCUCUCGGGGCCCUGCGGGCUGGGGGUUGCCGGCUGACACCGCAGGGUCACACAGGCGAGUCCAGCCUGUCUCCCACAAAGCCACCCCCAGGAUGGGGCGCCCUGGGCUGGCUGGCCAGCGGCCAGCCUGUCCUGGUCCCCGCAGCCUUCCAUUGUCCCCAGUGUGCCCUUCAGACCUGCCCUGGCGGGGCGUGCUGUCUGCAUGUCUGGAGUCAAAAUCCGCCCCCACCAGCAGCCCCUCUAACUGUAACCUGGAAGUCGCCUGCAGGAACUCUGCUCUCACCCUGGAUGUUGGCCAGGCUUGGCCAAUUUUUAUUCAGUAGACUCAUGGGUGAAACCCCAGGCCAGGCUUAGAGCCUACUCCGGAAACCACGUGCUUUCCCUGGACAUCCUAGUAAUGUCUCACCGAACCCCAAGCAUCCAGCCUGAGAACAAGCAGCCCGCCCCCCUGGUUGUGCAAGAUGCUGAGGGGAGUCGGUUGCCUCCACAGAUGCUUUUGUGCCAACAUUGGCCGGCGUGGAUGUCUGCCCAGAGCAGGGCCCUGCCCCUCGCCCUGGCUGGCAGGGACGCCCACGUUCCUCGAGGCCCCCAUUGAAUGGUGGCUGGUGUGUAGUUCCAGGAAAGCAGAAUACAUCUCUCGGGAGGCCUGCGUCUGUCCCCUCUGUAGGCACAAGCCCAUCAAGCUCUUACCCCCUGUCAUUGGCAUAAAUAAACGUCCUCAGUCCUGCCUGUGUCGCUGUGCUGUCUGCGGUUUGA
Molecule: messenger RNA, 3099 nt
Organism: Talpa occidentalis (Iberian mole)
Lineage: Eukaryota; Metazoa; Chordata; Mammalia; Eulipotyphla; Talpidae
Gene: WARS1
Product: tryptophanyl-tRNA synthetase 1
Exons: 11
Coding region: 790-2220 (476 amino acids)
Biological process (GO): tryptophanyl-tRNA aminoacylation
Cellular component (GO): cytoplasm
Molecular function (GO): tryptophan-tRNA ligase activity; ATP binding
Source: RefSeq, a predicted model, not a curated record